UUGGAGAUUUUUAAAUGUCUACUUCUCCGGCAUAAUUUCACCUAGAGACUCCAUUUAUUAAGAAAAUUCAGAAAAACGUUGCAAAUAUUUUUUUUCUCAAGUGCAUGCAUUAUGUUUUCAUACAUGUCCAUCCACCUAUUCACUGUCCUUUUGUUACCACAACCCCAGAGAGUACAGGUUGUCUAAAAUGAGUGAUGUCAGACAGCUAAAGUACUCAUUAAAUCCUCACACAACUUGUUCCUCAGAGGAUGAUGGUGUUUGUGUCCCUCCUCUGAGACGAGGGAGUGUCCUGCGUUACACAAAGUGCAGCAACCUGUGCGCCCAUUCAUCAGUGAGUCACAGGCUGCAGGAGACAGCAGCCACUCCUCCGUCUCCAACCCAACCGACUGGACUGUUUACUAUCUAUUUAUUUAUUUAUCACUUCUGAUUUCAUGUCAGUCAGUGGAUGAACACUGGAUGCUCCUCACGCAGCGUUGGGACAAAUAAACAGGGACAGCUUUCAGGACAAACACACACUCACACAUGGAGAUAGAAAGCAUUGUGGCUAACAGCGCUCUGAUCAGAGCCAGAGAAGGUGGAGGCAGUAAAGGCCGCAGCUACAAGUGGAAGGAUUUGCUGCGCUUCCCCCACAUCAGCCAGUGUGUGGACCUGGCCAUGAGAAUAGAGAGGGAUUACUACAGUCUGUGUGUGAAGCAGCCCAUCGGGAAGAAACUGUUUCAGCUCUUCUGUCGGAGUCGAGCCGACCUGCAGAACUACAUCUCCCUGCAGGACGCUCUGGAUGCUUUUGAGAUGAAGGCGGACGAGGAGCGGAGAGAUUUCGGCAUCGGCAUCAUCCAGAGAUUCCUCAUGCGCCAGUCCAUCCAGUGUGUGCCGGUGGUGCUGAAGCACGAGCAGAUCUGCAGCCAGAGUCUGGAGCUGGAUCCCUGCAUGGACGUCUUCCACGACUGCAGGGAAGAUCUACAUAAAUACCUGUGUGAGGAGCCGUUCAUCCAGUACCAGGAGAGCAUGUUCUUUGAUCGUUUCCUGCAGUGGAAGAUGCUGGAGAGGUCACAGAUCACCAAGCAGACGUUCAGACAGUACAGACUUCUGGGGAAAGGAGGGUUUGGAGAGGUGUGGGCGUGUCAGACUCGAGCCACAGGGAUGAUGUACGCCUGCAAGAAGCUGGAGAAGACUCACGUGAAGAAGAGGAAAGGAGAGGGCAUGGCUCUGAACGAGAAGGAGAUCCUGGAGGGGCUCGACAGCCGCUUCGUGGUGAACCUGGCGUACGCGUACGAGACGAAGCACGCUCUCUGUAUGGUUCUGACCAUGAUGAGCGGUGGGGACUUGAGGUUCCACAUUAAUAACAUCGGUGCUCCGGGCCUGGACCGAGACAGAACCAGGUUCUACGCUGCAGAGGUCUGCUGCGGUUUAAUUCACCUCCACCAGAAGUCCAUUUUAUAUCGAGAUCUGAAACCAGAAAACAUUCUGCUGGACGACAACGGACACAUCCGCAUCUCUGACCUGGGCCUGGCUGUGAGGCUGUCUGAGGACGGAGUGGUGCGGGGGAGAGUGGGGACGAUGGGAUACAUGGCUCCUGAAGUGAUCGGAAACAAACACUACGGGAUGAGUGCUGACUGGUGGGGCCUCGGCUGCCUCAUCUACGAGAUGACGGCCGGGCAGCCGCCGCUCCGAGCCCGAGGAGAACACCCCAAACCCCCCGAGAUGGAGAGGAGGAUCCAGACGCAACAGCCGGAAUACGACGACAAGUUCAGCAAGAACGUGAAGGACAUCUGCUCCUUGCUGAUGGCCAAAGACCCAGAACGGCGUCUGGGCAGCGGCAGCUCCGGGGGAGGAGAAGUUCAGGCUCAUCGUUUCUUCAAAAAAAUAAACUUCAGGAUGCUGGAGGCCGGACUCGUCGAGCCGCCGUUCAAACCUGAUCCCAGACAGGUGUACUGCAGCGACGUGCAGGACAUCGAGGAGUUUUCUUCAGUGAAGGGGGUCACUCUGGACCGCAUAGACGGGAACUUCUACUCCAAGUUUAAUACGGGCAGCAACCCCAUCACCUGGCAGAACGAGUUGAUCGACACGGGAUGUUUCAAGGAGCUGAAUGUUUUCGGUCCUAUGGGAACUCGAUCUGCAGACCUGGACUGGGCCCAGGCCCCCGGGAGCCCCAAACGCAGCCUGAUGAAACGGAUCUUCCGCCGACACCACGCUUCAGACGCAUCAGACGAGAGCAGACAGAACUUGAUAUCCAGUGAGAACUACAUGAAGUCUGGACUGGUGAGCACGACGCUGUGAGGACGCUCAGCUCACAGACUGCUUUAAAGACACUCACAACAAACAAACAAACAAACACUGGAGCAGCAAACAACAAACAGAGCUCUGAUAUGCUCCUCACUGUAAAUCUAAACAUUACGUGUUUAUUUCUGUACAUAAUGUUCUUCUUUCUCUCACUGAUGCACCAACUAUGGAACUGUUUCUUAUUCAUCUUCUUCUCAGGUAAAAACUAAAUGUGUAUAAUGCCAGAAACAUUUUUUAAAUUUAAUAACAUCAGUAACUUUUUGUGAAGUACUUGAAUUUGUAUACAAGUAGCACAGCAAACAGCGUGAAGCUACUUUUUUACAUUAAAGGGAAACUUUUAUACUUUUAUUUUACAAUUUGGACCCAGGUUGAAAAAUGCAGUUUGAAAUUUUACUUCAAAACUAAUUUCACCAGUAGCACUUUUUUUUUUUAGCUGAAAUGGCUGAAUAAACUUUUAAAAAAUGUAUUCAGAUUAAAUGGAUAAACAGGAAAAGCAAAUAUCUGUCUGUUUUUUGGCAUGAAAUACUGCACGCUGUCACCUCUUUGAGGCCCUCAAAAGAAUUUCCAAUGAAACAAUACAAGAGGAUAAAAAAGGAAAAAAACACAAAAAGUGCUGAUUGUGAUGAUUUUGGUUGUGAAUGAGCAGAAAGAAUUAGUAAACUAAACAAUUAGUUAUUUUUGACAGAAAAGUAUUUACUUUUGGUGAUUAAUCCCAAUUUCUUUUUAACAAAAAAGCCCAAAAUGUAAAAUUUUUAAUAUUGUUGUCUGGUUCCAAAUGUAAAUAUUUGAAAAUGUACUUUAUUGUAUAAAAUACAAAAUGAAACAACUUUGAGUUUUGGAUUAUUGGUGAUAAAAAAAAAACAUUCAGAGACAUCUGGUUGAACUAGUGGAUAUUUUUCAAUAUUUUCUGACUGAUUUUUGUUGUUGCCUUCUUGUUUUUUCUGG
This is a messenger RNA of Centropristis striata (black sea bass), 3225 nucleotides long. RefSeq names its product G protein-coupled receptor kinase 5 (gene grk5). NCBI's taxonomy places the organism in Eukaryota, Metazoa, Chordata, Actinopteri, Perciformes, Serranidae. Bases 523 to 2277 code for a protein of 584 amino acids. Gene Ontology annotation, molecular function: ATP binding; G protein-coupled receptor kinase activity. The record is from RefSeq and is a predicted model, not a curated record. The transcript has 16 exons. Gene Ontology annotation, biological process: signal transduction; regulation of signal transduction; protein phosphorylation. Gene Ontology annotation, cellular component: cytoplasm.